AUGGCGGACAAGAAGAAGGUAUUACUGCACGUGUACGACGUCACCAACAGCCCCGAUCCGAACGUCAACAACACCGUGCUUCGCAUCAACGGCGUCGCGCGAAGCACGCUGGGGAUCGGAGGAAUCUUUCACGGCGCCGUCGAGGUGAGCAUUCGAG
Molecule: messenger RNA, 157 nt
Organism: Closterium sp. Naga37s-1
Lineage: Eukaryota; Viridiplantae; Streptophyta; Zygnematophyceae; Desmidiales; Closteriaceae
Source: the annotation of a GenBank genome assembly